GCGGCUCGCGAAGCGAACCGUACCCGGCGCGGCCCUGCGGGUCGGCGGACCGACUGACGGAGAAAGGGACCCACGUGGUGCAGCCAGUUGAACCUUGGAGUGAUUAUUUGCUAAAGAAAAGAGCUUCAUAUAUGAUACAGUUGAUUUCACCAUAUGCAAAAGGAAAGACUGAUGUGAAUUGAAGAGAUGGGCAUCUGCAAUCAAACCACAGUGACUCAUUUUAUCCUCAUAGGGCUUUCUGAUCGCCCCGAGGUGCGCUACCCUCUCUUUGUGGUCUUUACCAUCAUCUAUCAGGUCACCUUGGUGGGAAAUGGAGUUAUUCUCUUGGCCAUUGGAACUGAGAAAAAACUGCACACACCCAUGUAUUACUUUUUGGCAAAUCUGUCGCUCUUAGACAUAUCCUGCCCAUCAGUUACUGUCCCCAAGAUGCUGGAGAACCUCUUGACUGAGAAGCACAGCAUUUCCUACAUUGGGUGUGCUUUGCAGCUUUAUUUUCUGGUGGCCCUUGUGGGAACUGAAGUCUUCCUUCUCUCUGUCAUGGCUUAUGACAGGUAUGUGGCCAUCUGUUUCCCUCUUCGUUACACCCUCAUCAUUACCAAGGUUCGAUGUGUUCAGCUGACUGCUGGGACUUGGGUAGCAGGGUUUCUCAAUUCCCUCCUUCAUACAGUGUCCACAUUCCACCUUUCUUUCUGCAAGUCCAACCAAGUUAACCAGUACUACUGUGACAUCCCACCAGUGGUCGCUCUCUCAUGCUCAUCCACCUAUGUGGCAGAAAUGCUUAUUUUGGUGGAAGCAGGUAUCCUGGGGAGCAGUGCCUUCCUGGUCAUCUUUAUCUCUUAUUUCUACAUCAUAUCUACCAUCCUAAAGAUCCAGUCAGCAGAAGGGAAGCGCAAAGCCUUUUCCACAUGUGCUUCCCACCUUCUGGUGGUCUGUUUAUUCGGUGGCACGACAAUAUUUACCUAUGUGCGUCCCUUUUCCAGUCAACACUUCCCAGCAAGAGAUAGACUCAUCUCCAUGUUAUAUGGAAUUAUUACUCCAAUGUUAAACCCCAUGAUCUAUAGCAUGAGAAACACAGAGGUGAAAGGAGCAAUCAGAAGGCUCUUAUAUCAGAAAGCAUGUUUACAGCAAGUCUAA
This is a messenger RNA of Cervus elaphus (red deer), 1134 nucleotides long. RefSeq names its product olfactory receptor 5V1-like. Gene Ontology annotation, cellular component: membrane. The transcript is spliced from 3 exons. Lineage: Eukaryota; Metazoa; Chordata; Mammalia; Artiodactyla; Cervidae. Gene Ontology annotation, molecular function: G protein-coupled receptor activity; olfactory receptor activity. Gene Ontology annotation, biological process: G protein-coupled receptor signaling pathway. The coding region runs from base 187 to 1134 and encodes 315 amino acids. The record is from RefSeq and is a predicted model, not a curated record.